Molecule: messenger RNA, 705 nt
Organism: Olea europaea var. sylvestris
Lineage: Eukaryota; Viridiplantae; Streptophyta; Magnoliopsida; Lamiales; Oleaceae
Product: agamous-like MADS-box protein AGL62
Exons: 1
Coding region: 65-556 (163 amino acids)
Biological process (GO): regulation of transcription by RNA polymerase II
Molecular function (GO): DNA-binding transcription factor activity, RNA polymerase II-specific; protein dimerization activity; RNA polymerase II cis-regulatory region sequence-specific DNA binding
Source: RefSeq, a predicted model, not a curated record
CUCCACCCGAGUUUCAGAAUCACUCUAACAUUCUGUCAGACUUAUUCUCUCUCUUGUUUGUAAGAUGGUGAUGAAUAAGGAAAGUGACGCCGUGAUGAAGAAGAAAACUCUGGGUAGAAGGAAAAUUGAUAUGAAGAAAAUUGAGAGGUUGAGCAACCGGCAGGUGACUUUUUCUAAACGCCGAGUCGGACUCUUCAAGAAAGCGAGGGAACUUUGUGUUCUGACUGGCGCCGAAAUCGCUAUUAUUGUACAAUCGGUAGCCGGAAAACGUUUCUAUGCUUUCGGGCACAACAACGUGGAUUCCGUAAUCGAUCGUUUUGAGAACGGAAGUCCUGUUGGUUCUGUGGAAAACACUGGAAAAACACCAGACCAUGGGAAGGAUUAUUCUGGGAUUUGUAAGGAGUCGGAGGCGGAGAACAGGGUGAUUGACGGUGGCGGGUUCUGGUGGGCUGAGAAGGUGGACGGACUUGAACUGGAGGAACUUGAGAGGUACAAUGCGGCAUUGGAGGAAUUGAUGAAGAAUUUGGACAAGAAAGCACAUUCCUCGUUUGUUUGAUUGAUUAUCUUAGGUAUCAAUUUUUUGUAUUAUCUUUAGAAAGAUAAAUUUAGGUUCUUGUUAAUACGAGAAUUGAUUGAUGUAAUAAAACGAAUUUCAAAUUAGUGUAUUAGUUUCUUGGGUUAAUUUUACGUUUUUGAUCCAAUUUC